Helianthus annuus (common sunflower) is the source of this 3051-nucleotide messenger RNA. RefSeq lists its product as uncharacterized. Bases 1 to 3051 code for a protein of 1016 amino acids. NCBI's taxonomy places the organism in Eukaryota, Viridiplantae, Streptophyta, Magnoliopsida, Asterales, Asteraceae. Gene Ontology annotation, molecular function: catalytic activity. The record is from RefSeq and is a predicted model, not a curated record. The transcript is spliced from 3 exons.
AUGCCCGAGCAAACUGCCAAAUUUGCACAGCGAGUAGGAGAAGUAAUCCUGAAGACUGUGGAAUUAGGUAUCGCCAUGUCUCGUCUCAAUAAUGAAGCCACUCAAGAAGCAUCGAAAGGAGCAGAAGCCGAGCCUUCGAAAAAGUCAAAGAAGCUAAAGCUCCACAGGAUCCCGCGAUUUGUAGCAAUCAUAGACGGUAGGUAUCAUGAUACUUCAUUGAGAUCGUGUUCGAGGACGAGGGGUGCAGGGAGGGGAAAAGAAAGGGGGUAUAGUUUGCGUGUGGCUUCGUGGAAUGUAGGAACCCUUAGUAGUAAGUUGUUGGAGAUCAUAGAUACACUCAAAAGACGUAGGGUAGAGAUAGCGUGCCUUCAGGAGACUAGAUGGAAGGGACAUAAGGGGGAUGAGCGCAAUGGGUAUAAGUUGUUAUAUUCAGGGUCUGAUGGGGUAAAGAAUGGGGUAGGAUUUCUAGUAGAUGUAAACUUGUACAAAAAUGUGGUAGAGGUGAUACGUCACAACGAUAGGAUCAUGGUGUUGAGAUUAGUACUAGGAGAGGAAGUGGUGACAGUUGUUUGCGCAUAUGCUCCACAAGUGGGUUUAGGGGAUCAAGAGAAAAGAGAUUUUUGGGACUGCCUAGACGGAGUUGUGAGGGCCAUACCUAGGGAAGAAAGAAUUUUCAUAGGAGGCGAUUUUAAUGGACAUAUUGGUAGGCAUAGUGAUGGUUUUAGUGAAGUGCAUGGGGGCUUUGCUUUUGGUGAUAGAAACAACCCUGGUAGGGAUUUGUUAGAGUUCGCGGUGGCCCACAACCUAGGUAUUUUGAAUUCUUUCUUUAAGAAGAAAGAAUCACAGUUGAUUACUUUUAGCAGUUGCGGACGUAACACUCAGAUUGACUAUAUUUUGAUGAGGCUAGGAGAUCGAAGGUGGUGGAGGGACUGCAAGGUUAUACCAGGGGAGGCAGCAGUGACUCAACACCGCUUAUUGGUGGCGGAUAUAGUCAUGAGAGGAAAGCUGACCAAGGGAGAGAGGGUAAUGCGACCUAGGGUUAGAUGGGGUAUGUUAAAGGGUGACAAAAUCGAAGUGUUUAGAGAUAAGGUCCUCUUAAUGACAAUGCCUAGAGUAGAUGGGGACGCUAACCAAAUGUGGGAGGACAUGGCAAACACCAUUACUAAUGUGGCGAAGGAAACGCUAGGGGUCGUAAAAGGAAAGAGGUGUGGCCAUAAGGAGUCAUGGUGGUGGAAUGAGGAUGUGCAUACUAAAAUAAGGAUUAAACAAGGGUGCUUUAGGGAUCUUUUGAGGUGUACAGUCGAGGAGGAGCAAGCGGUUUUAAGGGAGAGAUAUAAAGAGGCUAAGAGAGAGGCGAAGAAGGCAGUAUCAGAGGCGAAGAACGCAGCUUACAAGCAGAUGUAUGAUCGACUGGAAACAAAGGAGGGGGAACAUGACAUGUUCAAGAUCGCAAAGGCUAGAGAGCGUAGAAGGCAAGACUUAGGAGCAGUGAAGUUUUUAAAGGGAGAGGAUGGAUGCGUUUUGGUCAAAGAACACGACAUUAAGAUGAGAUGGCGACUACGGAAUAACGGUUACUGUCGACGUAUCACACGGGAGGAGGUGAGAACAGCCCUUAGUAAGAUGGGAAGGGCUAAGGCAGUUGGGCCUGAUAACAUACCAAUUGAGGUAUGGAAGUGCUUGGGAGAAGAAGGAGUUCAUUGGCUAACUAUUUUAUUCAAUCUUAUCUUCAAAUCUGGGAAAAUGCCAGAUCAAUGGAGGAAUAGUGUAGUAGUACCUGUGUAUAAGAACAAAGGGGACGCCCAAUGUUGUGGGAAUUAUAGAGGGAUUAAGUUACUAGGGCACACUAUGAAACUAUGGGAGAGAAUAAUUGAGACGAGAAUCCGAAGAGAAACUCAAGUCACGGUAAACCAAUUUGGUUUUAUGCCAGGGCGAUCGACUACGGAAGCAAUACAUAUUCUAAGGAGAUUGAUGGAGAAGUAUAGGGAGAAGAAAAGGGACCUACACAUGGUGUUCAUUGAUCUUGAAAAGGCCUAUGACAGUGUGCCACGUAGACUGAUUUGGGAUAGUUUGGAGAGUAGAGGGAUUUCUAGGAAGUAUAUAGACUUAAUUAGGGAUAUGUAUGUUAGGACUGAAAUUAGUGUCCGAGCGCCUGUGGGGGAUACUGAUUCUUUCCCGGUGGAGGUGGGACUCCACCAAGGGUCUGCUUUGAGCCCUUUUCUAUUUGCAGUUAUCCUAGAUGAGUUGACAAAGUUAAUUCAGGGGGCUCUUCCGUGGUGCCUGCUUUUUGCAGAUGAUAUUGUGUUACUUGCUGAUAGUAAACAAAGCCUGAAUGUGAGGCUAGAAGAGUGGCGAGCAGCUUUAGAGGGCAGGGGUUUAAGGAUUAGUCGAUCUAAGACUGAGUACUUAUAUUGCGACUUUAGUGGAGUGGACAACGAUGAGGACAUUCAGAUCACCAUUGACGGUCAAGCGGUUCCGCAGGUGACUAAGUUCAAGUAUCUAGGAUCGUUUGUCCAGAGGGAUGGGGAGAUAGAUAGUGACGUUGCCCACCGCAUCCAGGUUGGAUGGUGUAGGUGGAGAGCUGCCACUGGGGUAUUGUGCGAUAGGAGGUUCCCAACAAAAUUGAAAGGGAAAUUUUAUAGGGUUGCAAUUAGACCUGCUAUGUUAUAUGGAACCGAAUGUUGGGCCAUUAAGGAAGUACAGGCACGUAAGAUGGAGGUAGCAGAGAUGAGAAUGCUAAGAUGGAUGUGUGGGCACACAAGGUUAGACCGGAUAAGAAAUAAUGUUUUUAGGGAGCGAUUAGAAGUAGCUAGUAUAUCAGAUAAGAUAAAGGAGGAAAGAUUGAGAUGGUUUGGGCAUGUGAAGAGGAGGCAGACGAUAGAACCAGUUAGAGUGAUUGAAACCCUCGAGGUGGAGGGGAGGAGGAGUAGAGGUAGACCCAAAAUUACGUGGGAUGAGCGGAUUAAGCAGGAUUUGCAAAGAUUGCACCUCUCUGAGAACAUGGUCCAUGAUAGGAACUCGUGGAGACGUAGGAUUAAGGUUAAGGAUUUUUAG